Trifolium pratense (red clover) is the source of this 1956-nucleotide messenger RNA. RefSeq names its product protein WHAT'S THIS FACTOR 1 homolog, chloroplastic. Gene Ontology annotation, molecular function: RNA binding. NCBI's taxonomy places the organism in Eukaryota, Viridiplantae, Streptophyta, Magnoliopsida, Fabales, Fabaceae. The coding region runs from base 37 to 1362 and encodes 441 amino acids. The transcript has a single exon. The record is from RefSeq and is a predicted model, not a curated record.
GUCAUCACUGUCCAGUUCAUCUUGAAGGACAUACCUAUGUUUUGCUGUCUCUCCCAUCGUUUCACUCAAACAAUGUUACCUAAUCAAAUCAACAUUAUCACCAUUCUCCGAACAACAUCAAUUUCAAUUCAAUCAAAACCAAAAUGUUUCAUUCUCAAAAAACACUAUUGUCUAUGGUCAAUGAAAAAAGACCCAGAAUUAGAAUCAGCACUAUCACGAAAUCGACGCUGGAUAAUCAACAAUCAAAUCAAAAACAUUAUCCUUCGUUACCCAAACAACGAAAUCCCAAUCGAAACUCUUCAGAAGAAAUUCAAAACCCUAGAUCUUCAAGGUAAAGCCCUAAAUUGGAUUUCUAAAUACCCUUCUUGUUUCGAUUUUCAUCAACGUCAUGUUCGUCUUACAAAACGCAUGAUUGAACUUGUUAAUGAAGAACAAUCGAUUAAGGAUUCUCUUGAACCUGUUUUUGUUAAGCGUCUUGCGAAAAUUCUCAUGCUUUCGGUUAAUAAUACUUUGAAUGUGCUUAAAAUUAAUGAGAUUAAGAAUAGUUUAGGGUUUCCUGAUGAUUAUUUGAUUAGGAUUGUGCCGAAAUAUCCGGAUUUGUUUCGAAUUGUUAAUGAGAGUGGGAGGAGAAGUUCUAUGGCGAUUGAAUUGAUUCAUUGGAACCCUGAUUUUGCUGUUUCGGAAGUUGAAGCUUUAGCGUUGAAGAACGGAGGAAAAAAACCGAAUUUUUCGUGUUGUUUGCCUUCGAGUUGGGUGAAAUCGUUGGAAAAGUUUCGGGAUUUUGAAUCGGUUCCUUAUGUUUCGCCUUAUUCGGAUCCGAGAGGGUUGGUCGAAGGGUCGAAGGAAAUGGAGAAAAGGAAUGUGGGUUUGGUUCAUGAGUUGUUGUCAUUGACUCUUUGGAAGAAAGUUUCAAUUAUGAAAUUGGGUCAUUUUAAAAGGGAGUUUUUUUUGCCUGAUAAGUUGAAUGUGUUGUUGCUUAAGCAUCCUGGGAUUUUCUAUGUUUCUAAUAAGUAUAGGAUUUAUACUGUUCUACUUAGAGAAGGGUAUGUUGGGUCUCAAUUAGUUGAUAAGGAUCCUCUUGUGGUUGUUAAGGAGAAAUUUGGGGAAAUUAUGCAAGAAGGACUUCAUGAGUAUAACCAAAGGCGGCGUCUUAUUAAUAUCGAAAAGAAGAGAAGCAAAGGUCUGCCUUUGACUAGGGUGGAUGAGGAUCACAUGAAUGGUAGAAGAAGGAGAAGAAACAGGGUAGUUUCUGACGAAGAUGAUGAGGUUGAUGGAGAAAAUGGUAAUAAGUUGGGAGGGUUGCUUGACCCUGAAGAAAGAAAAAGGUUUUAUAAAGUUCUUUUUGAUGAUGAUGGUUCAUGAAUGAAGAUUUGCUUAGCCUAAGUGUGGUACAUGGAACAGUGUUUUUAAAACCAAACCCAACAAAACUGGACAGGGUUUAACUGCCCGAAGCUUCAACCGUUUUUCAACAUUGUUUUUGCGGUUUGACUUCAGUUUGUCCUGGUUUAAGAUGGUUGAGUCUGACUAAAAAAGAAGUCUCUCGUUCAAUGUUCGGUUGUUUUUGGGGUUUGACUGCAGUUUUGUUGCGGUUGAAUCUGAUCAAAAACAGAAGCCUCGUCGGUUCGAUGUUCAUGUAUUUUUUAAAACAUUGAUGUGGAACAGAUAGUAUUAUGCAGGUGAUUGCAUUGCACUGCAUCCUAUCUUUCCUCAAAAUUGAAUUAGGCUUGUCUUACUAAAUAGUCAGUAAUGCAGAAAUAGUCUUCAAACUUUCAUUCUAGGUUGAUUGGGAUGAUUUUGAGUCUCAAUGGACUGUAUUAAAUGAUUUGUUAGUAAUUUGUUCUCUGUUAGAGGUUUAGAGAUUUAGGGGCAGAUUAGUUGUAGCAGUUUCAAGGUAUUGGAAUUUUCCUAUGUUUUAGGCCAGGAUAUAUUUAUCAAGUGGAUGCCAUUUUAUUUGUC